Molecule: messenger RNA, 7734 nt
Organism: Porites lobata
Lineage: Eukaryota; Metazoa; Cnidaria; Anthozoa; Scleractinia; Poritidae
Source: the annotation of a GenBank genome assembly
UCUAAAUGUAAUUGACUUUAUCAAACGUUCGAUUAGAAAAUGGUAAGCCCUUCUUAUGGACAGCAAGUCGCCCCUCUUCGAGGAAGGCCCACGAUCUUUGGAAAUGUGUACGAGAAGAAUGUCGUUUUUCUGCUCGAUACUUCGGGCUCUAUGUACCACAGUCUCGACGUUGUUAGAGAACACUUGCUUGAAAUACUGUUCGCGCGCGCGAUUUCCGGAAGAGACACGAUGUUCAACAUUAUCGAAUUCAACGAAGAAGUUAACAAAUGGGCUGACAGGUUAGUAGCUUGUACACCUCGCACCGUCAGUGUUGCUAGCGAAUGGAUUCACAAAUUGACCUGUGGAACGUCUACAAACACAAUGGAAGCUUUGAUCGAGGCGUACGAAGAUGACGGAAUGGACGCGAUUUAUUUGGUCACCGAUGGCUUGCCCGACCAAACUCCCACAGUCAUCGUGGAAAAUGUCCGUCGCCUUCACAAAGGACGACCUAUACACGCGAUUUAUCUCACUGGAACACACUCUGAUCCAGCGGCUAAGGAAUUCCUGGAAGAACUGGCUAAAAUCACCAAGGGUUCUUUCCACACCAUAAGCCUUACGCUGUACGGACGGAUUCAAAGAGUAACGCCAAUAUUUAAUCACAAGACAGAAUUCAUGCGGCAUUAUGACGGCGAAUUCUUAUCGCCGAACCCCUCGAACUUGUUUAAGGCAACUGACACUUCUCUAGAACGACUAGAACGUCCGACCUCUGCGCCUCCAGCCUCGGGAUUUGUCCCGAGGGUUUAUGAUCCCGUCCCUAGACUAUACGAUCCCGGGACACCUGUCACCCUCCUCAGGGCACCCCAUGGAGCUGUCCCUAUUCCUUAUGUCUCAUGGAGCAAGUUUGAUCAAGAGCGGGGAACAUCAAAAGUUUUGCAAUAUGCUGACGCAGUAUUGGCAUCUCGAGGGCUUUCUAAAGACAGUGAAAAAUCUGUGGGAAGUACCAGUGUCCCAGUUGCAGCAAGUAUAAUGAAAGGGAUGAAGGUGUUGGCACGGAAAGAUUCUGAUGGUCUAUUUUACAUGGCAACUGUCAAAAAACAGGUACAGUAUACAAACAAUAAAAUCAAUAAUUAUUGAUUUUGUUUUGUUGAGGUCUAUUUGUUAUUAACUAGAGAUAGGUGUCUCAUGAAUCUCUAUAAAGAGAAUAGGGCCACCAAAGUUAAGCCCUGCUGGGUGGGGUUAGGCACUAGAUUGCUGACCAGCCGCAAAUAUUCUGUCUCUUUGUUCUGGUAAGGGUAUCUACAGUAUCUAAGAAAUUAUUGACACUACUACGUGGUUAGAUUUCUUGAGGUGCUUUUACCACUUGUCCUGUGGUGUAACUUUCAUCAAUGUUUUCAGUUGUAAUCCUCUUUCAUUAUUUUCUUUACACAGGGAGAAAACGGUACAUUCGUAGUGGAAUUUGAUCAGUGUCCCGCUCUACGCAAGCCACACCUGCAAGAAGUAGCACUAUUCGAUGUGGUUGCUUACAAAGAUGCCAUAAGACACCAUGUGUGCAUUGGAGACAAAGUCCUUGCCCCUUGGCAAAAUGAUGGACGUUAUGGACCUGGGACCGUCCUUGAUGGAGUGGACCGCAGGGAUGUCCAGCCACAGGGUAAGCUAUGCAUGAAUCAAGCAAAUGGCCAAGUUUAAGGAUACAUUUCCGUGAACACAGGGCUGUCCCUUACAGUGUAGGGCCCAGAGCCCGGGAUUUCCCAGGCUACUAUCAUUGACUAUGACCCAUGGCAUUAUUCCAUUGGAAGCAAAAGGAACUUCCCACCUAUGUAACUGUUCAAUUCCCCACCUAUUAAAUGCAUAUACCUGCGGAACCAACUUCAAAUUAUAGGGACAGUCCUGGUACAGUUGCUAAGGUUACCAGUAGUGGUUAGAACUUGACCAUUAUUGUGGGAUGUUUUGAAUCCCACUUAUUUUGGGUCUUAGAGAAAUGAGCUGCUCAAAAGUAUGUCACCAGGCAUAUCUUGUUUCCUGUGCAAUGAGAUUCAUGUUGUUACUGUAAGGCUGUAAUUUUGGAAAGAAGUAAUAUAUUUCAUGUGUGUAAAAAAUUUGUGCAUCGCUUUCCAGUACUGAAGAAAAUAGUCUGUGGGUUUUUUGUAGCCCCAAGUUGACUGAUUAUUAUGCUUUUUCCUUAUAAAUUAAAAUUGUUAAAUCUUGAACAUAUUUUAUUAUGGUCUUUUAUUGAAAUGAAAUAUGCUGGCCAACCAGAGCAUGUAAAGCUCUUAAUGCUUCUUACUAAACAGUGGUACAUGCUAACUGAAUCUCCUGUUUUGCAAUUAAAUUCUUGAUAGACCCAUCUCAACACUGUCUAACCGAUUUUAGGUUAUGAAGGGGGUGAUCUUCUUGUAGCCUUUUAUAAUGGCCAAACAGAGCAGCUGUCCCCAGGAGUAGCAGUGAGAAUACCACUUGCAGUGUUUGAUCGCAUUGUUACUGAGCUUCAGCUGCCAGAGUCACAGAGAAGAAAGAUUCGUCUUGCUGCUGACACAUCACCUCCACCAUACCAAGGAAGGCCUCCUCCUCUGCACACAACGUGGCAACGACCAUUCAGCCCUCCUCGGCAUACUAAACAGCACCUUCACAAGAAUGAUUCCAAAGAGGAACUCACCUCUAAAAUUAAAUCACAGAUUGAGAGAAACAGACAUCUGCUAGAGAGGGUAAACUUUCAUGAAAAUAAAGACCCUGAUGGAUAUCACUCAGAUACCAGUAUGGAUCAGGAAUUAGACACAGCUGAGGAGUAUGAACAAGAAAGUAAAGAGCCUGAAACAUUUGAUGUUGGUGUCGGAACUGAAGACCUAGGUGAGUGCGUGAUCUAAAAGUGACAUAGACCCAUAAAUCUCCACUUUGUCUCACUGAAAUGUACACUGUAAGCAUAAAAAAAACAUAAAAAACUGACAUUGAGUUAGAUUACAUUGUAUGUCGGCCAGUGAUUUCAUUAGAAAGGUGGCUAUUAUAAAUGGCAGUGCAUGCAGAGGUCCUUCUAAAUUGUCUUGGUUUUUUGUUCUACUUUCACUUCUUGGAUGCCAGACUUAAAAGUCAUUGAAACUUCUUGAACUUAUUCAUGCUUAUGAAUUUAUUUAUGCCACUACAAACAGUACAGCUUUUGUGUGGUGCUUCCAAACAAUAAAAAAAGAAAAACAGGAUAACUGCUUUAACCAUCCUAGCCUGAUGGUCAUUUCAACACCUUAUUAGUUUUAUUUUCUUCAUUUUUGAAUUUAUUCACAGAUUUCAGACGAUACACAGAACCAGUCAUACCUGUUGGGACACCACUUCCUAAAGCUGGGGGAAAACCAGAGAACAAGAAACGCUGGCGUUGGUGGAGUUCGGGUGUCCCUCCACGCCCACCAAGAUUCAGAGAUACAGCUCUGGCAAAACCAGCAGAGGUACGAGAUGAUAAGUAUCAGCGUCCAAGACACCAGGAAUAUCAGACUGUUGCAGGAGUUCCUUUCCCACCUAGCGCAGGUAAUAAUAUUAACUUUGUAUGCUUUAAGAUGUACUUGUAUUUUAUAUUUCUCAAGUACCUAUGGCUCUAUAUAUGGUAUUAAUACAAUGUUUUUUAAUAUGUAAACUACCAUAUCUUAAGUUACUGGCAUGGGUAAUCAGAUGUUUUAGCAGUGAAUGGUGACCGGGGUUUCAUCAAAUCUUAAACUCUUGGAAGUAAUAAAUUUGUCAACUUGAUUUGGUCUAUUUCUGCCUCAGGUUUUCGAAGUUUUGUGCCACAAAAUCUAUAAAAAUUGUUGUUAAUCAUCAGGAUUCAUUUGUAACUCGUUGUAAUGAUGUUUAAUGCCUUUACAGUCUUUACUACGUUGAUUUGCUUUUUGAAGCAUUUUACCUCCCCAGUUCAAGGAUAAGAUACGACUAAUUAAUAUUGUGGUGGUGGUCGGUUGAUAUCUAGAGGAAUGAUGUAAUUUUGUAUGUGUACAUGAUGUUUAUGACCAGUACCAGUCAUUAUAGUGUCUGCAGUGUGCAUUUAUUCUUAAAUUUGAUAAAUAAAUAAAUAUCAUCUAUGGAUCUAACACCUCCCUUCCAGACAAAAAAUUUCAGGAUGGAGAAUGGCAUCCCCAUCAUCAGUGGAACCACCCAGCAAACACUGCCACAAGAUCUGGACCGCCACAACUAAAGCAUCAUGAAUAUCAGUCAUCUAAAGGAGUUCCAUUUCCAGCAGCUACAGGUAUUAUGAACUACAGCUCCUACAGCUACCUACACCUUGCCUCUUUUGGGUAGGGGCUCGCCAACCCUGUGAAAAUGAGACGUUACGAAUUAUUCAAAGCCACGCCCACUACUGGCAACUUCCAAGUAUCUUCAUCAUUUUUAGAUCACUGAUUUCGUAGUUGUCUUUGCAUCUUACUCCACAACAUUUCAAGUCUUAGGUCUCACAAUAAAUAAAAAAGUUCUACUUGGCUUAUUGAGCGAUCAUUUUUAGGCCAGUAUUAAGUGAUUCCAUAAAAUAUCCAGGGAUAUUGCAAAUUCCAGGCUGGUAGAGGUAGCCAGGGUCCGAAAAAGUAAAUCCAAACAUUUUGAAAUAAAAGCGUUAUACUAAACUGGAUUUUCCAGAGUGGAGAGAGGGGUUCAAGCCAAAUGAAUAAAACUCUAUGUGGAGGAGUAUAUAAAGCUAAAGUAUUUCCUGGAACAAUUUUUUAAGUAGAGCGUGUGCCUUGAAUUCAUGGUUUAACAUCAAACAUGUCUGUAUUCAUCCCAUUUCUGCAUUAUCAUAGUACUUAAAACUCGAUUUAGAAGAUAAAAACAAAACGUUCCUGCUAACGUUCGACUGUUCUAUAAAUGAGUUUUUUCCAAAUAUCAAUUUCCAGAUAACAAGUUUAACACUGGAUCUGAUGGGAACUGGCACCCCGAACACGCUGGUACCAAUGCUCAACGGUCUUCCAAUUGGGAGGAUGGCCUGGGCCUGGGAGAUAUGGAGAAAAAUAGAAAAGAAAGGCAAAGACUGGAAACUAAAAGAGACGCGAACGAGAAGUAUCAUGCUAAAAUAGCUCGAGAUUCAGCGGAGAAACGACAGAAAGAGCAAGCUAGACAAGAUUAUCACAGGUUAGUGAGAUCUAAAUUCACUUUGCUGAGUAUCUUUUAACGUAAAGGUACAGUCCAAACCUCGAUUAUCCGGACUCGUUGGGACCAUCCUUAAAGGUAUUCUUUGAAAACGCUUAAUAAGCUAUGGUUUGAACUUUUUGUCAUGUAAGCUUAUAUAAUGUGUCACCUUGGGGACCAGAGGUUUGUUUGUUUGUGUUGUUGGUUUUUGUUUGUUUUUUUUCUCGCGUGCAGUGGAAUCUUUUUGUUAUAUUUAUCGGCUUUCGGUCGACAGAUCAUCGGCCGAAGGUCGAAGGCAAGCGCGGGUCAUCAGAAAGACUUUUUAACCCGCAAACCGCGCAUGAAAAGUCUUUGGCACCCAAGGAAAACAGAAAUAAACUGACGAGAAUAAAGUGUGCAAGGGAACAGCCUAUGGGUGCUUUGAGCUUUUGCGGCUUUUGUAUUCAUGUAAUUUUGCACCGCCGGUCUUACGGCUCGCUCAAUUACUAGGCAUCACCAGAUAAUGCUUCUGGCAUAACUAAAUGUACCGUAAGAAAUUAUAAUAUGAUUUGACCGUCUCUGCGCUGUUUUUCAGAAAAAUGGUUGAUGAACGCCACCGUCAGCUCGUCGAACAUUCUGCUGAGAAAGCGCGUCGAGAAGGCGAGAGAAUGGAAAGCAAAAGACAGUCGAGCGAAAAGGUUUGUCAGAAGGAACGAGAUAGACAGGAAAAGGCGGAGACAUGGAAACACGAACGAAUAGAAGCCAUGAAGGAAAGGAGAACACAGCAUCAGGAAAUGGAGAACAGUUAUGAGAGAGCGGCACAAGAGCACGAGUCACAAAGACUGGUAAGUGACCAGGAAAAACUUACAGCACCGUACCGCCGGUCAGAACUCAAAAUCAUGUAAAAUAGCCAGCUGCGUAGCAUGGUGGUUUUGGUGGGGUUUGGGCUGGGCGCGCAAAGUAAUAGGGAGCUUUAGUGUCGACGACGGUAACUGCAGCGAAAACGUCAGUUUCAAAAUGAAUUCCCGUUUUUUCAACCUUUGUCGCGUUUGUUCCAAUUUGCUGAAAAAGGCAAGUGUAGGCGAAUUUCCCUGGAGUUGAUUUCUUGAGGACCGCACUCAAGUUUAGAGAGAGAAAAAGAGAUUCGUCGUUUCUUGUUUACGUCCUCCAUAAAACUUGAAAUUAGGCAUUUUCACGUUGUAGUCGUGCAAGGACGGUAAAGAAAUGUACAAAAAAGCGUGAUGCACGUGCAAAGUUGUUGUUUUGCGUAAUAAACCUAUUGCUUUUCUCACGUCCUAUUUGCCGUCGCCGUCGUCGUUGCUAAAGCCCCCUAAUAAAGGCGGGCGAGGGAAGAGAAACCGCGAGGAGAUUGGGGCGGGCGCGGCUUCGCCGCUCGUUCGCACGUUUUUGCGGCUUCGCCACUCAGUUGCUCCCGCAAAACCGCCAUGCUACGCAGGCUAACUAUUAAAAACGUGGAAAGAGCUGAGGUACUCGGUGAAAAUACUGAUACGCUGACGUUCUGAAUGGUCGCACCUUAAGACUUCACUGAUUGGGAGUGAACGUGUUAAAACGGGUUUGAAUUUCCAAGAAAGAUUGAGGUGAUUGGGGAAUAAGCGAGCCACUCCUCCUUCUGAGCAAACACCACAACCCGGUACUUUUGACUUACCGCGGUCUUAUGGAAAUCUUAACACUUUCUGUUGUGAAUUUGGCAGGGAAAGGAUUUGAAAAUAGUUUACAAAGUGUACUGGGUACGCUGAAGGUCUUCGAAAAGCCCUAACAAUAUUCCACUGGUAUAUUCCUUUAUUGUUGCGGGGUUACUCAAGCAAUAACCAGUGAUUCGUAACGCAGAUUGUCUUUUUGUGUUAUGAUACAUUUGCAUGCAGUGCUAGCGCAGUUCUGGCUAUCUUUUUCUCCCGACGUUUAUAACAGAAAGAGAGCCAGGAAUGGACUGCAUGAAAUACAUUCGUUACCCAAUUAAUAAUGCGUUAAAGAUAAUGUGUGCCUUGAGAAAAGAGAAACUACAUCAAUAAAAAGCAAGGGUUUUUUUUCCAUUUUUGACUCUGUAGAGUGGAAUUAAGGAUCGAGAACAGAAAAGAGUGGAUAUGCAUCGUGAUCGAUUGGUUGCAGAAAGAAGAAUGGGAGAAGAAAGGGAGGAACAAAUGAAACAUCGAGAAAUAGAACGACAGAUGAAACUUGACAAGAUUAAGAGCACCGCAGAACGAAGAAAGGAAAUGAGAAUUCAUGUGAAACAACAAAAUGAACAGAAAUACCGAGCAAGCAUUCUUCCUUAAUCAAAACAAUAAAAGCGGUUUACGUCACUGUUGUCAUAAAAACGCCAACAAGUAUAGUAGGAGGCCGUCGUGUACGCCGCACUAAGUUCAGCAAGGUAGAGACCAUUCAAGCCAAGGAGGCUCACAUGGCUGAGGUCACCCUGUUUCCGUAGCAUGCAACACCUAGGAGAUCUGCUACUCCUGUCUGUAUGGUAUGCUGGUUCAUGCCGGGGUUACUGCAGUAGUAUAUCGCCGGAGACACAUGGGAAAAGAGUUUCUUGUCUCGAACUCGAAGAACCAAAAUAGUAAUAAUCUUUAAUAGGUACUCCUCAGAAAAGGCUAUUAUGUAACUAUUUACAGAUGGAUAAGAAAUAAUUAGAUCUAAUAAAAAGGAAAACUAAUGGCUAAAUCCAAUAAAAUC